UCAAACAAUUGACAUUAAUCUGAAUUUUGCUUCAUAUAAUCACGUUAUUAUGUCCAUAAGAAAGUUGUUGUGAGUUCUGUGAGAUCCAGGCAGCAGUGCGAGAUGUCAAGCUUUCGAAGAAGCACGCAUUUUUGGAGCGAGGAGGAGACAGAUUUUCUUUUACAAACAUUAAAAGAGAUGAAUAUAGAUCGUUACAAAGACGGGCGUAAGAACCGCAACAGUCUAAUUUUUAGGAAGGUUUGUGCUAAACACAAACAGGCUGGAUUUGUCCGCUCAUGUGAUCAGGUGAAACACCGCUGGAAAACACUCAAAUCCAUUUACUAUAAGGCAAAAAAAUUAAAUCAAACCAGCUCGAAUGCAGCUUUUAAGCAUUUUGAUACAAUGGAAGAAAUUUUUGGACAUAGACCUUUGGCGAUGUCAAACCAAGCCGAAGUUGACAUCGACUUCAAAGACGGAUCCCCUCUAUCGGAAAGCAAAUGCUUCAUUUUUGAGGAUGGUGAAUGUGAUGAUGAUGAUGAGGACGAUGAUGAUAAUGGAGUGGAUGAUGUGGAAGGUGGAAUUCAAGAAAUCCAGUCAGUGAAAACAGAAAAUGAACCCCUCAUCCUCACACAGCCAACAAAUGAGAGCUCUACCUCUACAGAAAGCCCCGCAUCCACCCAACCAUCCUUUUCUAUAGAGAGCAACACCUGUACCCAGCCAUCCACCUCCCACCAACCUCCUGCUCAAGGUAUGUUGAAACGCAGAAGAACUUGUUGCACUACAUUGCAUGUGCAGUAUCAAGACUUUCUGGAAAGAAUGCAACUGUCACAAAACAUGUGGCUAGAGCGUCAACUAGAGCAGAGUUAUGCCCGUGAGGAACGGCUCAUUUCAAGAGUGCUUGCUGAACACACCCGCUCUAUGGAGACCUUAGUGAACCAGUUGUUUGCUGGUUUAAGAAGCCUACUACCCCAGCCCCCUCCCAAUAUACAGUCCAAUCCCCAGCCCACGUACACACCCCCAGAUAUUCUUAAUACAUAUCCUCAUGUGAACCCAGAUGAGCACUGGCCACCAGCACAUAGCCCAAAAUCAAACAUUCAUCCUCUGCCUGAAGAUCAUUUAAACAAUCAAAUAUCAGAGACCGUCAACCAGUGAUCAAAGACUCUAGGUUUAGGGUUCAAAGACUAUCAGAACUUGUAAAAUAUUUGUAAUAUGCAUUUUAGGAUGUAUUUUGAGCCUCUAUUAGACUAGUUUGUAAAAUGUAUGUUUUAUAGAAAGUGUUUUCUAUAAAAAACACUUAUUGUUUAUUUUUUGGAUUGGAUUAUUGUUAUUUUGGAAUUGAGAACCCACCAAAAAACAAGUAAUCAAUUACUCUUCAAUUUAAAUAUAUGUUACAAAUAACAUGUACGACACAUACAUGAUAUUUAUAUUUAGUUUUAUUCACAAACUUAACUGUGAACGGUUUCAGAAUAAAAAACUUCAACAAACUAUGCUUUUCUUUUGGGGAGGUUAUAUAGAAACCAGUAUUGAUGGCAUUAG
Messenger RNA from Xyrauchen texanus (razorback sucker), 1515 nucleotides. RefSeq lists its product as uncharacterized. NCBI's taxonomy places the organism in Eukaryota, Metazoa, Chordata, Actinopteri, Cypriniformes, Catostomidae. The record is from RefSeq and is a predicted model, not a curated record. The coding region runs from base 103 to 1131 and encodes 342 amino acids. The transcript is spliced from 3 exons.